Molecule: messenger RNA, 4275 nt
Organism: Gorilla gorilla gorilla (western lowland gorilla)
Lineage: Eukaryota; Metazoa; Chordata; Mammalia; Primates; Hominidae
Product: metabotropic glutamate receptor 5-like
Exons: 4
Coding region: 485-1399 (304 amino acids)
Biological process (GO): G protein-coupled receptor signaling pathway
Cellular component (GO): membrane
Molecular function (GO): G protein-coupled receptor activity
Source: RefSeq, a predicted model, not a curated record
UCUAUGCCCUGGCCGUUCUGCCAACCCCCGCCGCGCGCUGCGGGAGUAUAAGCCAGCCCUGCUCUGCACUUCCAGCUGCGUCUGCCCGAGCGCGGCACGUGCUCCCGGCGCUGGCGCAAGAGAGCGAGCGCCACCGCUGCGGGCCCCGCAGCCGUUCUGCCUGCUGUCACCGCUGCCUCCAUGGCCGACACUAGCGCUCCAGCUGCAGCCAAGGCCGCUACGAGAGCGCAGGAAGCCCUCGAGGAGCGGCUGCCUGGGGGCGCAAGGCUCAGGGCGCGCACCUGGUUUAGAAGAUCAUGACCACAUGGAUCAUGUAACUAAAUGGUACAUGGGGACACAAUGGUCCUUUAGAGAAUACAUCUGAAUUGCUGGCUAAUUUCUUGAUUUGCCACUCAGCGCAGGACAUCGCUUGUUCGUAGCUAUCAGAACCCUCCUGAAUUUUCCCCACCAUGCUAUCUUUAUUAGCUUGAACUCCUGUCCUAAAAUGGUCCUUCUGUUGAUCCUGUCAGUCUUACUUUUGAAAGAAGAUGUCUGUGGGAGUGCACAGUCCUGUGAGAGGAGGGUGGUGGCUCACAUGCUGGGUGACAUCAUUAUUGGAGCUCUCUUUUCUGUUCAUCACCAGCCUACUGUGGACAAAGUUCAUGAGAGGAAGUGUGGGGCAGUCCGUGAACAGUAUGGCAUUCAGAGAGUGGAGGCCAUGCUGCAUACCCUGGAAAGGAUCAAUUCAGACCCCACACUCUUGCCCAACAUCACACUGGGCUGUGAGAUAAGGGAUUCCUGCUGGCAUUCGGCUGUGGCCCUCGAGCAGAGCAUUGAGUUCAUAAGAGAUUCCCUCAUUUCUUCAGAAGAGGAAGAGGGCUUGGUACGCUCUGUGGAUGGCUCCUCCUCUUCCUUCCGCUCCAAGAAGCCCAUAGUAGGGGUCACUGGGCCUGGCUCCAGUUCUGUAGCCAUUCAGGUCCAGAAUUUGCUCCAGCUUUUCAACAUACCUCAGAUUGCUUACUCAGCAACCAGCAUGGAUCUGAGUGACAAGACUCUGUUCAAAUAUUUCAUGAGGGUUGUGCCUUCAGAUGCUCAGCAGGCAAGGGCCAUGGUGGACAUAGUGAAGAGGUACAACUGGACCUAUGUAUCAGCCGUACACACAGAAGAAUAUGCUUAUAGGCAUGGAAUUGCAGAGGCUGCUGGUCUUCCAAGUAUUCCUGUUCAUCCAAUUGGAUACUAUGAUGCACAGAAGCUCCUAGAAUACACAGAUAUGGCCGGGCGCGGUGGUUCACGCUUUGGGAGGUCAAGGCGGGUGGACCACUUGAGGUCAGGAGUUCGAGACCAGCCAGGCCAACGUGGCAAAACUCCAUCUCCAUUAGACAUACAAAAAUUAGCUGAGCCUGGUGGCACAGGCCUGUAGUCCCAGCUACUUGGGAGACUGAGGCAGGAGAAUCACUUGAACCCAGGAGGCAGAGGUGGCUGUGAGCUGAGAUCACGCCACUGCACUCCAGGCCUGUGAGACAGUAAGACUCCAUCUUAAAAUAAAAUAAAAUAAAAUAAAAUAAAAUAAAAUAAAAUAAAAUAAAAAUAGAUACACGGAUACUUGCCAUUGUGUUAUAAUUCUACAGUAUUCCGUACAGUAACAUGCUGUCCAGGUUUGUAGCCUAGGAGCAAUAAACCAUACCAUAAAAGACUACCAUAAAAGUCUAGGUGUGUAGUGGGCUAUAUCAUCUAGGUAUGUGUAGGUACACUCUAUGAUGUUUGCAUAAUGAUGAAAUCACCUAAAGAUAGGUAACAACACUUGCAUGCAUGUGCCUUCAAGAUGUGUUGUUAGCUCAAAAUUAAUAUUACAUCGUGAAAGGUUGGGACUAGGAAUAAUGGCUUACGCCUGUAAUCCCAACAUUCUGGGAGGACAAGGUGGGCGGACAACUUGAGCCCAGAAAUUCACGUUCACCCUGGGCAACAUAGUGAAACCCCAUCUCUACAAAAAAUACAAAAAUUAGCCGAGCUUGGUAGCAAGCUCCCGUAGUCCGAGUUACUCGGAUGGAUGAGGUGGGAAGAUUGCUUGAGCCCAGGAGAUUAAGGAUGAAGUGAGCUAUCAUGGCGCCACUGCACUCCAACCUGGGUGACAGAGCAAGACCCUGUCUCAAAUACAAAAAAUGGAAAAAAAAAAAAAAAAGGAAAAGAAAGCUUGGUGGAUUUACCAAACAUACCUUACUGUCAAGGUUCUUCAUUGUUAAUAGAUCAAGGGGCUUCAGGGAAUGUCCAGUAGGUGAAAUGAAGUAAAGACACAUGUGGACAUGAGAAUCAUGAAACUCAAAAAAGGAACAUUUAAUCUUCAGUUAUUCUUGAAGAUAGGCCUUAAAUUGGGCAUCUAUGUAGUCAACUAUUUGUUGGUAGCUAAGAAAAUAAUUUAUACAUUUAGCGUAGCAAAUAAAAUCUAAAUCCUGCUUUUUUUGACAACUUAAGAGUUAACAUGGAUGCUAAGCAGUUUUCUGUAAUGAUAAAGAAAAAGUUCAUAACAUGUCCAUACAAAGAUAUUAAUUCCAAACCAGUAAUAAGUCUCAUGCUUUACUCUAUGGUUAUGUAAAAUGUAAACAUAGAGGAAACCUGGGUGCAUCCGACAGAGGACUAGUAUCUGGAAUAUACAAAGACUGCAAGCAACUAAACAAUAACAGCAACAACAACAAAUAAUUCCAUUAAAAAGUGGGCAAAGGACAUGAAUAGACAUUUUUCAGAACACCAAAAUACAAAGUAAAACCACAAUGAGAUAUCAUCUUACCUCAAUCAGAAUGGCGAUUGUUAAAAAGAUAAAAAAAUAACAGGCCAGGUACAGGGUCUCAUGUCUGUAAUCCCAGCACUUUGGAAGGCCAAUGUGGUAGGAUCACUUGAGGCCAGGAGUUUGACAACAACCUGGGCAGCAUAGCAAGACCCCAUCUAUACAAACAAUUUUAAAAAUUAGCCAGGCAUGGUGGCAUGUGCGUAUAGUCCCAGUUACUCAAGAGGCUGAGGUGGAAGGAUCAGUUGAGCCUGGGAGGUCGAAACUAAAGUGAGCCGAGAUUGUGCCACUGCACUCCAGCCUGGGUGACAGAGUGAAACACUAUCUCAAAAAAUAAUAAAAAUAAAUAAAUAACAUAAUUUGGCAAGGAUACAGAGAAAUGGGAACCCUUAGACACUGUUGGUGGGAAUGUAAAUUGGUAAAAUCUCUACGGAAAAUUUGUGCAAAUAAAGUUAAAUAAAGAAAUAAGGAAGCCAGGCACAGUGGCUCAUGCCUGUAAUCCCAGCACUUUGGGAGGCCAAGGCAGGUGGAUCACCUGGGGUCAGGAGUUCGAGAACAACCUGGCCAACAUGGUGAAACCCUGUCUCUACUAAAAAUACAAAAAUUAGCUGGGUGUGGUGGCAGGUGCCUGUAAUCCCAGCUAUUCAGGAGGCUGAGGCAGGAGAAUCACUUGAACCCGGGAGGCGGAGGUUUCAGUGAGUCGAAAUUGUGCCAUUGCACUCCAGCCUGAGGGACAAGAGUGAGACUUCAUCUCAAAAAAAAAAAAAGAAAAAGAAAAAGAAAAGAGAUAAGGAAAUAAGCUAAAACUAAUAGAAGCUAUAUUUAAAACCUUUUGCUAUAACUGUUUAAAUAAAAAUCUUGUAAAAAAUCAAUUAUAUACAAAAGUAUUAAUCUUACAAGAAAAGAACAUUACUUAGGAAAAUAAUAAAAUCUGGAAGAAAGGGUAUUACUUAUACAAAUUAGUCUAUGGCAAAGGCAGGCAAAUUCCUUGAAAUAAGAAAACCUUUUUUAAUUUAAAUAAGAAAACACUAACCUGGCUUCUUUAUUUGAUCACCAUAUCCCACUGUCUCCACAACAGUCAAUUUCAACUGAACAUUGCUUUCCUGAAGUUCAUAUGUCUGAAUUUGAAGUCCAACAUUUGAGUAAAAAUGUAAGGAUUUGUUAUCUUUCAAGUUAGUAUUAAACAAUGUGUCAAUCAGUGUCGAUUUUCCAAUUCUAGUUUCCCUGUAAUAGACGUAGAUUCAUUGUCAUGGGGCAUAAAAGGGCUGAGAAGAAGCAACACUUUGAAUUCCUACAGUGGUUUUUAAAAUCUUAGAAAGUUUAACUCAUAGAAGUAGAGAGUAGAAUACUGGUUACCACAGGCGGGGGGAGCAGAGAGAAAGGAAAUAUGGAGUUGUUGGUCAAAGGGUACAAAGUUUCUAUCUUUUUUUUACUUUUAUUUUAGGUUUGGGGGUACACCUGCAGGUUUGUUACAUAAACUCAUGUCAUGAGGAUUUGUUGUAUAAAUUAUUUCAUCA